AUGGUGGUUCUCCGCAGCAGCCACUCAUCUACCUCGGCCACGGACUCCCUGGACCUGUCCAACGAGUUCCUCAGCUUGGAGCAGGUCGGCAGUAGGACGCUCCGUUCGGCGAGCGCCGCAGCGAAAUCCGCCGUCCCCACGGGCGAUGGUUCUUCGGUUAAGAAAGUUGAAACCUAUCACCGGACACGUGCUUUAAGGUCUUUGAGAAAAAAUGCACAGAAUUCUUCAGAUUCUAGUUUUGAUAAGAAUAUGGAAAUAAUGGAGAAGCAUGCUAAUGGCAGGCAUUUUACAAGGCAGUUGGCCAGACAGCAGGCUGAUAAAAAAAAAGAAGAGUACAAAGAAGACAAAGUGAUUCCAGUUACUCGGUCAUUGAGAACUAGAAACAUUGUUGAAACUACAGGACACUUGCAUGAAGAGAAUGGUGACAUUGAAGUUCGCCGCAGUUGUAGGAUUAGAAGUCGUUAUAAUACUGUGAACCAAUCCGUGCUAUUUAACAAACUUAUAACAAACACUGCUGAAGCUGUACUUCAAAAAAUGGAUGACAUGAAGAAAAUGCGUAGACAACGAAUGAGAGAACUUGGAGACUUGGGAGCAUUUAAUGAAACAGAAGAAGGCAAUCUUAAUAUGUACACAAGAGGAAAACGAAAAGGUAUUCAAAGAGCUGAUGAAGAAACAACUGAUAAUCAAGAAGGCAGUGUAGAAUCAUCUGAAGAGGGUGAAGACCAAGAAGAUGAAGAUGAUGGUGAAGAUGAAGAAGAAGAUGAUGACGAUGAUGAAGAAGAUGAUGACGAUGAAGAAGAAGAUGAUGAUGAAGAUGAAGAAGAUGGAGAGGAAGAUAAUCAGAAACGAUAUUAUCUUAGACAGAGAAAAGCUGCUGUUUAUUACCAGGCUCCACUGGAAAAACCUCGUCAUCAGAGAAAGCCCAACAUAUUUUAUAGUGGCCCAGCUUCUCCUGCAAGACCAAGAUAUCGAUUAUCUUCUGCGGGACCAAGAAGUCCUUAUUGUAAACAGAUGAACAGGCGAAAGCAUGCAAUCCACAGUAGUGACUCUACUUCAUCUUCCUCUUCUGAAGAUGAACAACACUUUGAGAGGCGAAGAAAAAGGAGCCGUAAUAGAGCUAUCAAUAGGUGCCUCCCACUAAAUUUUCGGAAAGACGAAUUAAAAGGCUUUUAUAAAGAUCGAAUGAAAAUUGGAGCAAGCCUUGCUGAUGUUGAUCCAAUGCAGCUAGAUACUUCAGUACGAUUUGAUAGUGUCGGUGGCUUGUCCAAUCAUAUUGCAGCUCUAAAAGAGAUGGUGGUGUUUCCAUUACUUUAUCCAGAAGUCUUUGAAAAGUUCAAAAUUCAACCUCCAAGAGGUUGUUUGUUUUAUGGUCCACCUGGAACUGGAAAAACUCUGGUUGCUAGAGCACUCGCUAAUGAGUGCAGUCAAGGGGAUAAAAGAGUAGCAUUUUUCAUGAGGAAAGGUGCUGAUUGUUUGAGUAAAUGGGUAGGGGAAUCUGAAAGACAACUACGAUUGCUGUUUGAUCAGGCCUAUCAGAUGCGCCCAUCAAUUAUUUUCUUUGACGAAAUUGAUGGUCUGGCUCCAGUACGGUCAAGCAGGCAAGAUCAAAUUCACAGUUCUAUCGUUUCCACCCUGCUAGCUCUUAUGGAUGGAUUGGACAGCAGAGGAGAAAUUGUGGUGAUUGGUGCUACCAACAGACUGGAUUCUAUAGACCCUGCUUUACGAAGGCCUGGUCGCUUUGACAGGGAGUUCCUUUUUAGCCUACCUGAUAAAGAUGCACGAAAAGAGAUUCUAAAGAUUCACACAAGAGAUUGGAAUCCCAAACCACUGGACAUAUUUCUGGAAGAGCUAGCAGAAAACUGUGUUGGAUACUGUGGUGCAGAUAUUAAGUCAAUAUGCUCUGAAGCUGCUUUAUGUGCUCUACGUCGACGCUAUCCACAGAUCUAUACAACUAGUGAGAAACUACAGUUGGAUCUCUCUUCAAUUAAUAUCUCAGCUAAGGAUUUUGAGGUAGCUAUGCAAAAGAUGAUACCGGCCUCCCAAAGAGCUGUAACAUCACCUGGGCAGGCUUUGUCCACCAUCGUGAAACCACUCCUUCAAAGCACUGUUCACAAGAUCUUAGAAGCCCUGUACAAAGUAUUUCCACAUGCGAAAAUCAGAACAAAUAAAGCAUUAGACUCAGAUAUUUCUUGUCCUCUGCUAGAAAGUGACUUGGCAUAUAGUGAUGAUGAUGUUCCAUCAGUUUAUGAAAAUGGAAUUUCUCAGAAAUCCUUUAAUAAGGCAAAAGAAAAUUUUAAUUUUCUUCAUUUGAAUAGAAAUGCUUAUUACCAACCUAUGUCUUUUCGACCGAGAAUAUUGAUAGUGGGAGAACCAGGAUUUGGGCAGGGUUCUCACCUGGCACCAGCUGUCAUCCAUGCUUUGGAAAAGUUUACCGUAUAUACAUUAGAUAUUCCUGUUCUUUUUGGAGUCAGUGCUACGUCUCCUGAAGAAACAUGUGCUCAGAUGAUUCGUGAAGCUAAGAGAACAGCACCAAGUAUAGUGUAUGUUCCACAUAUCCACUUGUGGUGGGAAAUAGUUGGACCAACACUCAAAGCCACAUUUACCACAUUAUUACAGAAUAUUCCUUCAUUUGCUCCAGUUUUACUACUUGCAACUUCUGACAAACCCCAUUCUGCUCUGCCUGAAGAGUUCAGCGGUCUGGAGGUAAGUAGUGGGAAACAAGCUAGCAAGCUGGGAACACCCCUUAAUUAUCGUCUUAUUAGGCAUAGAGCCUGUGCUUUAAGAGAUACUGCCUAUGCAAUAAUUAAAGAAGAACUUGAUGAGGACUUUGAGCAACUUUGUGAAGAAAUUCAGGAAUCUAGAAAGAAAAGAGGUUGUAGCUCCUCCAAAUAUGCCCCAUCUUACUACCAUGUGAUGCCAAAGCAAAAUUCCACCCUUGCUGGUGAUAAAAGAUCAGAUCCAGAGCAGAAUGAAAAGCUAAAGACUCCCAGUACUCCCAUGGCUUGCAGCACUCCUACUCAGUUGAAGAGAAGAAUUCGCAAGAAGUCGAAAUGGUACUUAGGCACCAUAGCAAAGCGAAGGAAGAUUUCCCAGGCAAAGGAUCAUAGCCAAAAUGCUGCAGAUGACAAAACUGAGAGUGAUACAGAAGAAACUCAAGAUACAAGUGUAGACCAUAAUGAGACUGGAAACACAGGAGAGUCUUCAAUGGAAGAAAAUGAGAAGCAGCAAAAUUUCUCUGAGAGCAAAUUAGAAUGGAGAAAUAAUAAUUCAAAUACUUGUAAUAUUGAGAAUGAACUUGAAGGAUCUAGGAAUACAACAGCAUGUAUAGAAUUGAGAAAAGAUAAGAUUGUUUGCAAUGGAGAUACUUCUAGCUCUCAGAUAGUAGCUAUUUCUGAUGAAAAUGAAGCAAAAGAAAUGUGUGUUCUGCGAAUGACUCGAGCUAGACGUUCACAAGUAGAGCAACAGCAGCUCAUCAGUGUUGAAAAGGCUUUGGCAAUUCUUUCUCAGCCUACACCCUCUCUUGUUGUGGACCAUGAGCGAUUAAAUAAUCUUUUGAAGACUGUUGUUAAAAAAGGUGAAAAGUACAAUAUAUUUCAAUUGGAAAAUUUGUAUGCAGUAAUCUGCCAGUGUAUUUAUCAGCAUCGCAGAGACUAUGAUAAAACAACACUUAUUCAGAAAAUGGAGCAAGAGGUAGAAAACUUCACUUGUUCCAGAUCAUGAUGCCAUGGUAUCGAGUGUUCUUUAUAUUCAGUUCCUAUUUAAUUCACUUUUGUCAUGUCCACAUAACUGAAGCAAUAUGGAAUCCUGCAUCUUUAAGAAAAAGAUUAGAAUAGUAGAACUAUUUAAACUUUUCUGGUAUUUAUGUACAUGUGUAACAUAAAUUACAUGUAUAAAAUAACUGAUGAAUAUUGGAAGUUUGCUUGAACAUAGCACUGUAAUAAUAGUAGUUGAAGUUUGGCCAACUCUUAAUAAAGUUAUUUUGAUAACUAAGUUUUAUGGAACUUAAGAGUAAUAAGUGACAUUGAAAUCUUUUGUAUUAAGCACUUUUAAUUUUAUUCUUCCUAAAAAUAGUUUACUGUAUCAGACUAGAAAUUUACUUAACUGUUGUGUCUUUGCUAUGUUUUCUUUAAUGCCCUUCUCCUGUCUGCCUUCAGCUUCCCUUGCCCAUUCAUUUAAAUGCCAGAGAGCAAGUCAUGAUUUGCAGGAGGGAGGGCUCUUGAACAACUUCUGGCUGUACCACAUUCUAUACUUGAAUAUCGAAAUUAAUGUUUUGUAGAUAAACAUUUUUAUAAAUUCUAAUUUGGGUUAAUAAAGAUUUUGAAUAUUU
This is a messenger RNA of Galeopterus variegatus (Sunda flying lemur), 4327 nucleotides long. It is a transcript of the gene ATAD2, whose product is annotated as ATPase family, AAA domain containing 2. Gene Ontology annotation, biological process: positive regulation of transcription by RNA polymerase II. The transcript is spliced from 26 exons. The record is from RefSeq and is a predicted model, not a curated record. Gene Ontology annotation, cellular component: nucleus. Gene Ontology annotation, molecular function: histone binding; chromatin binding; ATP hydrolysis activity. Bases 1 to 3720 code for a protein of 1239 amino acids. Lineage: Eukaryota; Metazoa; Chordata; Mammalia; Dermoptera; Cynocephalidae.